AUGGCGACCCAAGUCUACGAUUCCUUCUCGCUGUUCCAGGCAGAAAGCUUGGAAUGGGACGCUCCGUUUACAGGGAAGCAUCAAUACACAUCUCCUCAGUCACCAGAAGAAACUGAAAUUCAACAAUCACAUCGCAAGAAAUCGUCAGUCUCCAACAACAAGAAUCCUCCUUGUGCUGAAUCGCCACGCCCUGCGACGCGAAGAAAUAGGGAAGUGUCCAAUUCACAUGGAAAGAAGCAAAUUCGAAGGGGACGUUCAAAAGUGCGACUACUGCAUCGGGUCAAGAAUGAGCGCACUCUGUUGCAAACCAAUGAAUUGCUUCAACAGAUGUUGAAUUUGGAGGAAUCGCUGAAAUCAAAACCCAAAAACCACAGCCCAGUAGACAGCAAGAAGAGAGAAGGCAAACGUGUUCAAGGAUUUGAAGGAAGCAGCCCAAAGGGUUCAACGAAAAACCAGCCUUUUCCCAAACAAUCGGGUAAUGGUAUGAUCAUUCCCCAUCCCAAGAAAGAUCAUCUGAUUCAGAAAUUGGAGGAGAUGGAACAACAAUUCUCGACGCAAGGAGUCCAAAAACAACAACAGCAAAGGUCUGAUGCCAAUGAUCGUACCACAUUGGAAGAAUGGAAACAAUCGUUGAUGGAGCGCGUAAAACAAAAUGCUUCAGCAUCACCUCGUCGACAAAGUCAAAAUACAACAGCAAAGCCAGUAACAACACUAAUACCAGCUACAACGCCUGAUGAACCAUCACCAAGAAGACCGACCGUUGUGAUGACACGCAAGCUGAGGCACGAUCGAGUCAAUACUGACGAUGAUCAGGCAAGUAAAACUUCAUUAGAAUCCUACACCCUGCCGGUCAUGACGAGACCAACAAUGCAACCUUCUUCGCCGACGAGACGAAGAACGAGGAGCAAAUUGGUCGUGAUGAACGCUCAAUUGAGAUCUGCUGCUCCAGCACCCAAGACAAUCAGACUUCAGUCCAAAAUGGUUCUUCCAUUCAAAACAACAAAACUGCAAGAAAUAGUCAAUGCGAGCAAUAGAAAACAAGAAGAAACGGAAGAACAAGAAACAAACAUGAAGAAGAAGGCGGCACAAGAUGACACAAGUCGAGGUCAAGUUGUCGAUUGUGCGGUGCAAAAAAGUGGUUCCAUUCAGAAAUUUCAAGAGCUCCGAGAGAAAACUGACUUGAAAAUUGCUCGUCGAACCACUAGCUUUCGACAAAGUCUUACUGUUUCUUUGGAUGCCGACGGACGACAUGCCCGACAACAAAAAAUCUCGAAACAAGGAUUGCAAACCAUGCGAGAAGCCCGUCAGAAACGAUUGGAACUAUUGCAUCAGCGACAACGGGACGCACAAAAGGCUUAUUUGGAGCAGCAACAGAAACGAAUCUCCAAGCUAUCUGGUGGUUCCUCAAACACUACCAUCAAAGUAGAAAUUGAAAAAGAAAACUAA
Messenger RNA from Cylindrotheca closterium, 1446 nucleotides. Lineage: Eukaryota; Bacillariophyta; Bacillariophyceae; Bacillariales; Bacillariaceae. The record is from the annotation of a GenBank genome assembly.